AUGCUUACAGCCGUUCGUGGUGUGUUGGGAAUAAAAGCCAUCCCAUUCUCGCGGAUACGCCCUAACAGUCACACUACUCAAGAGAUGUUUAUCUGUGUUCGUCGGUUCUGCUCACAUGCUUCUCUUCUUACUGGUGUGAACAGUAUGGUAAUAACACAACGUCGUCUAAACUCCACCAUACAUGAAGGAGGCAGCCGUACAUCAUCUACUCCCAUUACUAAUACCAAUACUACUGCUGAUAAUGGUAGUAGUAAUAGUAAUAAUGGUAAUAGUAAAAAUAGUAGUAGUAGUACUAGUGUGAAUUCUAAUAAACCCGAUCAGGAGGCGAUGGACAAUCUACUGGAGGAGAUCCAAAUAGUGCUGAGCCGCCCAGUUCCCAUUGGCUCUCUCUUCCGCGCCCUCUCGAGUACAAGCCGAAAGACCCUCGCAAAGAACCGCGAGCCACUCGAGCAGCUCUUACUUCGCUAUCCAAAUCACUUCGCCGUCUAUCAACAGGGGAAUGGACGGAAUCGGACCAUUCACUGUGCCCCACCGCACUUGGUGCCCGCAGCCGCACACCGCAUGGUAUUGGAGGAACCACCCCUCUCAUUCACCUCUGCGGGAUCUUCCACAUCAUCCGCACAAACUGGAAAAAUAGGAAAUGAUGAUAUUAACGCACGCAUUCUGAGGCAUGACCCAAUUGCAGAGAAACAACAGCGUAUUAACACGGUAUUACAGUAUAUUCCAAAUGAGUGGUCAGCCUUUACAGAUUUGCGAAUUCCAGAAGAAGUACGUGUGAAGUGUAUGGGAAAGCCAAAUGUGAAAGCUAUUCAGUACUUUGAACGGUACCCGCAGUAUUUUGAAGUGCGGCAACAGAGUUUGGCAGAACACACAUUUUACGUGCGUCGUUCCUUAGCAUUGCAACGAAGUCUUGAGAAAACAUCAUGA
Messenger RNA from Trypanosoma theileri, 927 nucleotides. RefSeq lists its product as uncharacterized. The transcript has a single exon. Lineage: Eukaryota; Euglenozoa; Kinetoplastea; Trypanosomatida; Trypanosomatidae. Bases 1 to 927 code for a protein of 308 amino acids. The record is from RefSeq and is a predicted model, not a curated record.